Molecule: messenger RNA, 1367 nt
Organism: Paecilomyces variotii
Lineage: Eukaryota; Fungi; Ascomycota; Eurotiomycetes; Eurotiales; Thermoascaceae
Product: putative DNA repair protein rad9
Exons: 7
Coding region: 1-1335 (444 amino acids)
Biological process (GO): DNA replication checkpoint signaling; cellular response to ionizing radiation; mitotic intra-S DNA damage checkpoint signaling
Cellular component (GO): checkpoint clamp complex
Source: RefSeq, a predicted model, not a curated record
AUGGCCACUUUAUCCUUCUCACUGGCCCCAAGUGCUCUGGUCAGGCUCCACGAUGCGCUUACUUGCCUUGCCAAGUUCAGUGAGACGGUCUCCAUUGAAGCUGAAUAUGACUUGCUUCGAUUAAGUGCUCUUAACUUGUCAAAAACAGCAUAUGCUUCCUUCGUCUUGGACGCGGACAAGUUCUUCGAGAAGUUCUCAUUCAGUAUAAGGACAAAUGAUCCGGCAGCAAGGAAAACCCGAUCAGGCCGGUUCUCUUGCCAGAUAUAUUUGAAAGCGUUACUCUCCGUUUUUAAGGGCCGAACAAAUGACGUUCGAGGCAAGGACACGGCAAUUGAGCGCUGUGAUGUCGAGCUUCAGGAUAAUGAGGAUGAAGCUGAGUGCAGGCUCGUCAUCAAGAUGAUAUGUGGACACGGCGUUGUCAAAUCAUACAAACUUACGUAUGAGAGUGCUGCUGUUCAGCAUGCCGUGUUUGACAGGUCAAAAACCAGAAAUCGAUGGGCGAUUGAAUCAAGAUUCCUACGGGAAAUUAUCGAUCACUUUAGCCCAUCUGCAGAGCAAUUGGAUAUCUACUGUGAGAAUGGAAAGGCCAUUUUUACGAGUUUCACAACGAAGAUCACAGAUGGAAAAGAAAUCCUCAAGCAACCAGUGCACACAUCGGUUGCUAUUGACACCAAAGAUUUUGAAGAAUUUAUGGUCGAAGAGAAUCUUCAUGUUGCCAUCAUUGUCAAGGAUUUCAAGGCUGUUGUCACUCAUGCUGAUACGGCAAAAGCAACGAUAACUGCUCGAUACAUUCGCCCUUGCCGUCCUUUGCAUUUAGCCUAUGAGUUCGAAGGCAUAGCUUGCGAGUUUACGCUGAUGACCAGAGGAGAGGUGGAUGACGAGGAACCAGACUCUUCACGACCCCCAGCAUCAGCACUAUCUGCCAGAAAUACACCUCGACCGGUGCAAGCCAAUACUUCCCGAAGUGCUCCUGCGAGGGAAUCGAUGCCCCCUCCGGCGAGUCGGCCAACACAACGUCCCACACAGGCUUCUACGCCUGCAUCCAGGAGUAUCUCAAUACCGCGACACGCGCCAUUGAUCGACCAUGAUAGCUUGUUUGUUCCAAUGGAUGAUGACAAACAAUGGGACGAACCCAAUUAUGACGAUGAUGCAGAGGAUAGGCUCGGAUGGGACGCAACAGCUGAUCAAGAGACAUUCAACUCAACUUUCGAUCAGCGAAUCCAAGAAACUUUGCCGGCGCAGAGACCAGAUGAGAACCAGCAGAUAGCAGCAGCUGAUGAAAUGGGGAUCCCGCCCACGCAACGGAUAUCACAGAUCCGCGGUCUUUUCGAUUGAAAGAGCACCGAGCCUAGUACAUCAUGUCUGGU